Messenger RNA from Larimichthys crocea (large yellow croaker), 1185 nucleotides. RefSeq lists its product as hypothetical. Lineage: Eukaryota; Metazoa; Chordata; Actinopteri; Sciaenidae. The record is from RefSeq and is a predicted model, not a curated record. The transcript has 3 exons. Bases 173 to 991 code for a protein of 272 amino acids.
UCAAACAGAUGCAGGACAGAUGGAAUCACACUGCAGAGACUACCCGAACUACACUGAAGGAACUCACUACUUUCAUUAAUUCCCAUCAACACUGCUGUGUCUUUCCUGCAAAAAGAGGAAAGAUGUAGUUUCAUGUCCUUAUGUAGAGGAUGUCAGCCGCGAGCCUCAGCAGAUGACCACUUCUCCUCCAAAGAUGCAGGCCGUAGCUGCACCGCUGCAGCAGUUCAUCAGUAAGGUCAAAGACAAUGCCAACGCUUUUAUUUUCAGCGUUUUGGUUUUUUCUUAUCAAGCACUGGAAACUGAGUUUCCGUGCUCUUGCAAACCACAACCCGGCUACUGCUGUGCGUACAUGAUUUUGCCGUGUCUCAUCAUAACCAUCCUAAUGCUGUCGACGGACUUGCCGUUUCAGAGAGCGUGGAACUACACAAGCUCGAAGGGCUCGUGUCACUUUGGCUGCGUUUUGUUCCGCCGCGCCGUCAAAGCGUUGUGCGUGGGUCUGCUGUGGGUCGCGUCCGUGCUCAUCGACGGCGAGUGGUUUGUCUGCUGUUACAAUCAGAAUAACAAACAGGUGGCAGACUUACAAUGCAAAAGCAAGACGGACAUCACACCUGGGGAUACUCCUGUCGUGACCAUCGCGGAGAUGAAGAUGAAUUCAAGGUUGAUCGGCAUGUCUGUCCUCUUCGGUAUCACUUUCAUCGGCGCCAUUCUGCUGUCGACCUGGCCGAUCUGCGCCGACAGCUGCUGCCUGGCAUGUUGCAAGAGAGACAUUGAAGUGCACGAGCUGAUUUUGGAAGCGGGGGAAGACAUCGUGUCGAAGACAAUGAAAGAAGAACAGCAGAGCAAGUUAUCUGCAAACGUGAAGAAGUACAUCAAUCAGGGGAAGUGGGUGAACUGUUUAGACGUCGUUGAAGAGUUCAUUGACACAAUCGGAAGAGACGAGACAAAGGUCCAACAUAAGGUCAGCGUCAAGCAGAGUGAAGACAGCGUUUGACCGUUUACCGAGCUCAUCUGAUUGUAACGUCAGCGACCAAAACUGUUCUCACAUUUAAACAACAUGGUGAUGAUUCACUGUCCUCUCUCCAGAAAUGAAACUUUCUUUUCUGUAUUUUCUGUAACAAAUCUGUCAAAGUGUUAAACAAGCCAAUCAUGUGGAUUCAAUAAAACAGACAGCGUGAAGAACCAUCA